Molecule: messenger RNA, 3829 nt
Organism: Epinephelus fuscoguttatus (brown-marbled grouper)
Lineage: Eukaryota; Metazoa; Chordata; Actinopteri; Perciformes; Serranidae
Product: ras-related protein Rab-37-like
Exons: 9
Coding region: 183-917 (244 amino acids)
Cellular component (GO): endosome; Golgi apparatus
Molecular function (GO): GTPase activity; GTP binding
Source: RefSeq, a predicted model, not a curated record
AGCCCGCAGACUGUGAUUCACGCCACAGGAGGAGCUUGCAGAGGAGCGAGGAGCGCGCAGAGGAGAGGGCUGCGUGUGGAGGAGAGAUAGAGAAAGAGAGAGACGGAGUUGCGUGGUUUUGUCAGUUCUUAUUCUCCUCACCAGGCUCCUCCGUUGUAAACGCGCGCGCGGAGGACGACAGGAUGGAGCGGAUGGAGUCGAUGGAGCCGAUCACGGCGCACUACACCACGGCUUACCCGGAGAUUCAUCCCGAUAGUGGGUACGAAUCCAGAGAGACCACUGACAGCCAGGCGAAGACCCCACCAGCUCCGACAUAUGAUGAGGAAUUAGUGCACAAGACAAUCCUGGUCGGGGACAGUGGAGUGGGAAAGACGUCUCUGUUGGUGCAGUUCGAUCAGGGAAAGUUCAUCCCCGGCUCAUUCUCUGCUACAGUGGGCAUUGGAUUCACGAACAAAGUGGUCACUGUUGAUGAUGUACAGGUCAAACUACAGAUUUGGGACACAGCAGGACAGGAACGGUUCAGAAGUGUGACACAUGCAUAUUACAGAGACGCACACGCUCUGCUCCUUCUAUACGACAUCACCAACAAAACCUCCUUUGAUAACAUAAGGGCAUGGUUAACAGAGAUCCAUGAGUAUGCACAGAGCGAUGUAGUCAUCAUGUUGCUGGGCAACAAGGCUGACAUGAGCAGUGAAAGAGCAAUCAGGAGAGAUGAAGGAGAGAGGCUGGCCAGAGAGUAUUCAGUUCCUUUCAUGGAGACAAGUGCCAAGACAGGAGUCAACGUAGAGCUGGCCUUCACUGCUGUGUCCAAGGAGCUGAAGCAUCGGGCCGUCCAACUUCCCAAUGAACCCAAGUUCCAGAUUCACGAAUACAUCGAAGCACAGAAAGAGAAGUCAGGCUGCUGCAGCUACUUUUAAAUCUCCUGUCCUGAGUCCUCCUCCCACCGCUCUGGGUGAACAGACUGUCAGAGACACACUGAGAGCUACUGAGUGGGAGGAAGCCCUAUUAAUUCACUGCUGCUCCCAAAAUAUGAUGCUGCCAUUCAUUCAAGACUAAAAGCCAAAAGGAUAAACCAAGCUAUUGACUCACAAAACCCACAUAUUUCUUAAGAUGAGAACAGCUUACCCAUAGGUAUAAAUACUGCUAUAUCUACAUAACUAUUUAUAUCUAUGAGUUUACCCAGCUCUUUAGAGUGACUUUUGUCAUCAUGAGCAACUGAAUAUUUUUGGUAGAAAUUUUAACAAAUCUUAUAAAAAGUAUUUCAGUUCUUUGGGAAAAUAGCCUUGUACUAUUUGCUUUCUUUGCGAGAGUUAAAUGGGAAGAUCAAAACCAAAUGUGUAGGUAUGUGUUUUAGGUACAGAGAUGGAGUCAGGAAUCAGGAUGUGGUUAGCCUAGCUUAGCACAAAUACUAAAGGUGGAAGGAAACAGCCAGCCUGGGUCUGUCCGAAGCUUAAGAAUACACGUGCGGUUCCAAACCUCUUAUAUGUGCGUAAGUUUUUUAGAACAUGCCUACCAAUCAACCCAGAACUUCUAUACUGCCGAUUAAGCCAUAUAUUAAAAUCACAUUGCUUAAACCUUUCUGAACAAUAAACAAACACAAAAAAUGCUGUAUUUUUGCCUUUAAUAGAUUUUUAUAAUCAUUUAUAGAUGUAAAAAAAAAAAUAGUUAUUUCAAGAUUCAUACGUAUAUUUCCGUGUAACCUGUUAUAUCUUCAGAUUUACUGUACUAUCUUACACAAAGGCUACAGUAACUUCUAGUAGACGGACACCUUCCAAACCCAAAUAAGUCAGCAGAGUGAUUAUGAAUCACAUUCACAUGCUUUUAAUCAUUGCAACAUUGUUGUGCACACUAUACAAACACAGACAGCUGAGGCCCAUUGUAACAUCAUGUUCUACAAAUACUGGUCAUAAACCAACAUCUGGACCUCAUCCCUACUCAACAUAUUUUGACACAUGGGCAGAAGCCUUUUGUCAACUCACAUGACUAACAAGGGGUCAGCAGUCAGGUUUAGGCAACACAACUACUUGGUCAGGGUUAUGGAAGAGAUCCUGAUUGAGCUAAGUCAUCAGAGUUGACUCAUGUGACUAACAACUGACGUGACUAAUUAACAACAUGGAAUUAGGUUCUCACAAGACAUGAAUCUUGAUCUCCUGGGUCAAAAGUCCUGUGCUUGUUGGACCAUCCACCAACGCUUCUACCCACCCUAAGCGGACUUUGACAAUCUGUUGCUCUGAACAUCUAACAAUGAUGCAGAUGGGUUAACACUGAAGUUUGUUAAAAGCAUGGUGCAUCUUGUACAGACUCUAAAUGGGGCCCCUGGUGUCAUUAUAGUGUCACUGGGACACUAACCAAGCAGCGUAUUUUGACGUCCUAGGAGUGAGACCAUGCUGAAUUUUUGACCUGAUGGUGCUAAAUGGAAAGUUCAGGGCUCACCAAAGUGAUUAGGGUCUUCUUAAUGUCUGUAUCAGAUUCAGUGGCAAUCCAUCUAAUAGCUGUCACUAUUGUCAGUAGCAUUUAACAAAAAAAUCAAAAUGUCAAUCUUAUGGUAGCACUAAAGCAAAAUUGCGGAAUCACCAAAAUGAGCAGGUUUUAUCCUUUGAGGACCAUGAAUAUCUGCAAACAUUUUCAUUGUAAUUCAUUCAAAAGUUGUUGCACUAUUUCAGCGUUGACUGACCAACCGACCGUCAUUUCAUCCCUAUAGAGCCAUCAUACUAGCAUGGCUAAAACAACAAUUUGUAGUUUUAGGAGGAGUAACAUGCUCUUAGCUUAGCAUGCUCAGCUAGUCCAACAACAUCUCGACUGAAACUCCUUACUGAACAGAGAUAUGAGAUAGAAUUUGAUCUUCUCAUCUAACUACUAAUAUAAGUUAUGCUUCUCUGAACAGUGAUCAUUUUUGUUUGCCUUACGUAGAUGUCAGGUUUUUCUACCGUUUAAUUUAUAAUUAAAUAAUUGCUGAUGGAAGUACAAGGAUGUUACGAACUCACCAGUUUGCCAAAGUAGAAACAAAAAACUGCAAACACCCACACACCACUGGCAUAAGCCAGGGGAACACACAGUCUCAAGGCAAACUUCAAAAAUUCAACAUUGUUAGAACCUUAUGUAUCAUGCAAUCUACCAAGAGAUCCAGACAAAGGCCAUACACUGUGUCACGGAUGCAAUUCAAAGCCAAGUACAUGGACAAAAGCCCUGUCUGUUUAUGACGUGGUCAGACUGGUGCAUUCCUGAGAAGUGAAAGUCGGCUGCUGUUGAACGCUUGCUGACUCAAGAAAAGCUCAGGGACUCAGCUGGAGAUGACGCUUAUGUGCUCUCUGAGUGCCUGGGGAGGAAGACCACAAGACAACUCUAUAUUUGAACAUGCAGAGAAACGCAAAUGUUUCGGUCACCUUGAAAUGUGACCCUAGAGGAAGGAUUGCUGCAUAUGACCAAACAUCACAUGAGCUACUUGAUGAUGAUCUGCGGCUGGAUUUCCAAUUUGGUCCAAUUUUAGGAAAUAUCUAUGUACAUACUGUAUUUGUGAGUGUGAGCAGAUUUUUGAAAAAUCUUGUUGGACAUGUUGGCUGCAUUAUUCCCUCCCUUCCCCAUGGCUUGAUUAACUUUAAAGCUUAGUUGCAUGUUUGGAUUGCAUGUAACAAGUGUGCACAGUGCCUCCAGAACAUAUGAAACUCUGUUUAUAUUUGUAUCAAGACGAACAUGAAGUAUGAACAUAUAAUUAGCAUUUCUCUUCGGAUUUUAACUCGCACUCAGGGUUAAAUUUGUUUUGAAAUACAAGAUCUAGUAUAUAAGUCCAAAUCAACACAUUAAAGCUGCAUUAAUGGAUUAAAAAUUUGUU